This is a messenger RNA of Etheostoma spectabile (orangethroat darter), 1251 nucleotides long. RefSeq names its product T-box-containing protein TBX6L. The transcript is spliced from 9 exons. Lineage: Eukaryota; Metazoa; Chordata; Actinopteri; Perciformes; Percidae. Bases 112 to 1191 code for a protein of 359 amino acids. Gene Ontology annotation, cellular component: chromatin; nucleus. The record is from RefSeq and is a predicted model, not a curated record. Gene Ontology annotation, molecular function: RNA polymerase II cis-regulatory region sequence-specific DNA binding; DNA-binding transcription factor activity, RNA polymerase II-specific. Gene Ontology annotation, biological process: cell fate specification; positive regulation of DNA-templated transcription; heart morphogenesis.
ACUUUUCAUGGGUAGGGACCCCUGGUGUAUUUGACUUCAGUGUUAGAUCAUCUGAAUGCAGCACAUUGUCUUAAGACUUCUGCGUAGGUGUUGAUAACAGGAUACAGUACCAUGCAACACAUCUCUGAUUCCAAAUCGCAUCUGAGCAUGCCCCGGUCCCCAGCAGCUGACUCAUACCAGCAGGGCUGCAUCAGGAUGACCUUAGAGAACGCUGAUCUCUGGAAGUCCUUUCACAGCAUGGGGACAGAGAUGAUUAUAACAAAGCAUGGAAGGAGAAUGUUUCCACACUGCAGCAUCAGUCUGUCCGGGCUCCAACCUUUUGCCUAUUACGUGAUUAUGAUGGAUAUGGUGCCUGCAGACAGCUUCAAAUACAAGUGGAAAACGGAGCAGUGGGAGGUGGCAGGUAAGUCAGAGCCUCAGCCGCCUUGUCGGAUAUACGUGCACCCAGACUCCCCGGCCCCAGGAUGUCACUGGAUGAAGCAGUCAUUGUCUUUUCUUAAGAUGAAGCUCACCAACAACACCUUGGACCAGCAUGGCCAUAUCAUCCUGCACUCCAUGCAUCGCUACUACCCCAGGUUUCACAUCACCCAGGCAGACAGUCCUUACACUGUCCGCUGGGGCCCAUUUCAGACCUUCUCCUUCCCAGAGACAACGUUCACGGCAGUGACCGCUUACCAAAACCCAAAGAUCACCAAAUUGAAGAUCGACCAUAACCCCUUUGCCAAGGGAUUCAGAGAGGGAGGAACCCAUUCCCACAGCAAAAGGUGUCAUUCAAAUAGAAGUCCUCCUGCAAAAAGAACUGCACUGGAUAGAAAAUCUCUUUGCAUCAGUCAUCAAGACCUGCAGAGGAUGCCCUCCCUCUCUCAGUCAGUGGAAGCAGGGAAAGAUCAUGCUUCCACACAGCAGCCAUUCAAGCGGGGUAACCUCUCAGCCGUGGAGCUGGACCCUUCUGAGAGUCUACACGCUGAGCCAUUGGAGCUGCACGAGUAUGACUACAGUUGUGAAGAACAGAUGGUGCCUGCAUCUGUGCCACAUCAGCCCUACAGAGCUCAAGAGUAUUCCAGAUAUCCACUGCCUUCUAAUGACGUAGAUGGAGCGCACAACCUCGUUCACCCUCCACCUCAUCCUCACCACCACAGCCAUGCCACAGAUUGGAGCCAGUACCCACUCUUCCCCUACUCCUGUUGGUGAACUUUGACCCACUGAAAUAUUCUCAUCAUUGAUGGAGGAUAACACUACUAAAGCUUUGAA